Molecule: messenger RNA, 2217 nt
Organism: Ipomoea triloba (trilobed morning glory)
Lineage: Eukaryota; Viridiplantae; Streptophyta; Magnoliopsida; Solanales; Convolvulaceae
Exons: 1
Coding region: 45-1556 (503 amino acids)
Molecular function (GO): glycosyltransferase activity
Source: RefSeq, a predicted model, not a curated record
UUGUAUCGCGACUUUGAGUGUUAGAGGCACUGAGCAACUCUACGAUGAAUACACCAGAAAGCCAAGAGCUUGACCGGCCGGCGCCGUGGCCACCAUCACCACCGAAGCCUCUGACCUCGAAGCUCUUCACUUUAUUCUCAGUCCUGAUACUCUUCUCAGCAAUUUCAUACGCCAUCAUCACUCAAACAAACCACCACAAGAUCCCCCUCUUAAGAUCCAUCCUCUCCCCCCACCCCAACAUUUUACAACGCCUCCUAAAUUUUCUCACCAUACGAACCCCAAACCAAACCCCUUCAAACACAAACACCGACUCCACACCUCCUCACUGCGUGCUAUGGAUGGCUCCUUUCUUAUCAGGAGGCGGGUACAGCUCAGAAUCCUGGUCAUACAUCUUAUCCUUACAUGAAUUUGCAAAACAUCAGAAAUCCCCAAAAUUUAGCCUCAGAAUUGAGCAACACGGGGAUCUUGAAAAUAUUGAAUUCUGGGAAGGAUUGUCAGUGGAGAUGAGAAAUUUAGCAAUUGAGCUUCAUCAAACUCAGUGUACACUAGAUGAGACUAUCGUGAUUUGUCAUAGUGAGCCUGGGGCUUGGUACCCUCCUUUAUUUGAAACCCUACCAUGCCCCCCAAUUGGGUAUGAGAAUUUCAAGGCUGUGAUUGGGAGGACCAUGUUUGAAACUGAUAGGGUUAGUGCUGAUCAUGUGAAUAGGUGUAACAAUAUGGAUUAUGUUUGGGUUCCUACUGAGUUUCAUGUGGAAACAUUUACGCGAAGUGGGGUUGAUCCUUUGAAGGUUGUUAAGGUUGUUCAGGCUGUGGAUGUGGAGUUUUUUGAUCCAGGCAAGUAUGAGCCUUUGGAUAUUGGUGCAAGAGGGAGUUUAGUGUUGGGGGAAUCGAAUUCGGGGAAAGAGGAGUUUGUUUUCUUGAGUGUUUUCAAAUGGGAGCAUAGAAAGGGAUGGGAUGUAUUGUUGAGGUCUUACUUGAGAGAGUUUGAUAGAGAUGAUGGUGUUGCAUUGUUUCUGUUGACUAAUCCGUAUCAUACCGACAAAGAUUUUGGAAACAAGAUUGUUGAGUAUGUGGAGAGGUCUGAUCUGAAAGAACCCCAUUGUGGUUGGGCUCCGAUUUAUGUGAUUGAUGACCAUAUACCUCAGGUUGAUCUGCCAAGGCUUUACAAGGCGGCAAAUGCAUUUGUUUUGCCAUCUAGAGGAGAAGGUUGGGGUAGGCCUAUUGUCGAGGCAAUGGCAAUGUCUCUGCCUGUGAUUUCCACGAAUUGGUCAGGGCCAACCGAGUACAUGACAGAAGCAAAUAGCUACCCGUUAUCUGUUGAUACAUUCAGCAAAGUUGCAAAAGGGCCAUUCAAGGGGCACCUGUGGGCUGAGCCAUCUGUUGAUAAGCUGCAAAUGCUAAUGAGGCAUGUAAUGACCAAUUACGAAGAGGCCAAAACCAAAGGAGAGCAAGCACAUGUUGAUAUGACGACCAAGUUCUCUCCUGAGCUUGUAGCACGGAUUGUUGCUGACCAUAUACACGGCAUCAUUGAUCGUGCUGAUGAGGAUAUUAAAUAAGUUUGGAAGAAAAUGUGUAGGCACUAAUGCUACAGAAACAUCAUCACUUUACAGGUUUCAGCGAUCUGCUGAAGGAGGUAUUGGAGAUGCCAAAUUGCCAAUAUUAUGUUUACUGAUCGAACCUAGCAGUACUAUUUAUACUCACUGCAGAUGAGUUUCUCUCGUAAGUGGAUAUUUGACUACCAUGGAGCAAAAAAAAUAUGAAGAAAUACUUUAGACCGAUGUGGUCUGUGUUUAUGAAAGAAGUGAAUGGCUUCCCUCUGAUUGUGGAUAAACUGACCAUAGCCAACUAAAAGUCUAAAAGUUCAACUUUUGCUCAAUCAGUGAGCACUUAUGGGAUGAAUCUUCUGUUUAUAGUUGGAAAUAACAAUGAACUACGUAGAGAAAUCAGGGAGAGGCAGAGACCAUAGGAAGGUGCAAAAGGGGCGCUAUAACAGCAAAUUCUGUCAUUAUAUCUGGCAGGUAUUGUUAACAUAGUAGUAUAUUCUAAUUAUUCUUGAUCCCAAAUCUCAGUUUUUUUUUUUCGCUAACAGAAUAAGAAAUUAAUUUUGGAUUCAUAGUGGCACUGAGUUUGGUUGGUCAUUUACUGACAUUGCUUCUCAAUUCAGAUUAUGAAUUCUCUUAGCUGCCAAAAUAUAUUAUGCGGUUUACGAUUUGGAUU